AUGCCCCUACAUGUGUAUGUGGCCGCUCCACAACACUGCUUGCACUUCGCUUCACGUCAUACGUGGGGGACCGACAGCAAGUGGCUACGUGAAUGCCAAAUCUGCCAACAAAGAAGGACGGAAUGGUGAACGUCCUUUCAACAACAGGAAGAUGUGCGCUCUUCGAGGCUGCGCUAAGCGACCGCCAGGCGGGCGGCGUGUGGCUUGGCCGCUAGCACGGAGAGGAAGUUCUUCUCGAAACACGACAAGGGUGAGGAGUGAUAAAUCUUGCCCUUCGCGGUGUGGUCACACAGGCCGUACCAAGCAUUGGGCGUGUGCCGCGGCCAGCAGCAACAUACCAAAGUUAAUUCUGGGUCGGACAUGAGAAGGGCGGGAUGGUGGACGCCGUCAACAAGAGGUGUGCUCAUCCAGCCUGCGCCAAGCAGCGGGCGUAUGGCUCGUGGCCGCCAGCAAGGAGCUACUGGGAUGUAAACACAAGAAGGAUGGAAUGAGAACUCUCGCACAAGAGGUUGCCCUCAACGACGCUGCGCCAAGCAACCGGCGGUUGGCUUGGCCACCAGCGAGGAGAAGGUGAUGAGCUCGUCACACACAACAGAUGGUGAACAUCCAUCCGUAGGACAGCGUGCCUGGGCCGGUGGAAGAACUUAUGGUCGAUCAACCUCACUGCCGACAAGAACACCCGCCCUAGCGGCGACAGCUGGACUGACGGCCGGUCUGGGCGAGAACAAUCUA
This is a messenger RNA of Ectocarpus siliculosus, 732 nucleotides long. NCBI's taxonomy places the organism in Eukaryota, Phaeophyceae, Ectocarpales, Ectocarpaceae. The record is from the annotation of a GenBank genome assembly.